GAUGCAAAUACCCAGUCAAAACAAAACCACUCGCUGGCCGCUGGUCGCUGCUAAAGGCCAGCGAGUUUACCUCUAACAACACUGACUGACCUCCUGGGUGGCUGCACAAAUACCAGUCAGGCUUUCAAAACUCUCAGCCUCACCAGGACCUUUCUACAGAAAACAAAUCAACUCCACAACUGCAGAAGUUUCAUCAACAUAAACACGGAUAAGAGAAGGAAGUAAAGGGUCGUGAUAAAUAUAGAAUUGAAAGAUUUGUGAAGAAAAAAUGGUCGGACGCCUCCAAUUGACCCUGGCACUGCUGAAACCUGACGUGACUCGCGUGCCUCAUGUGGUGCAGGCUAUAAGGAACAAAAUAAUUCAGGAAGAGUUCAUUGUUGUGAGGCACAAAGAAGUACGAUUACAGAGAGAGAAAACAGAAGAAUUCUACAAAGAACACAGAGGAAAGUUUUUCUACAAUAGACUUGUAACUUUUAUGGCAAGCGGUCCUACUCAAGCACUCAUCCUGGCUCAUGAGGAUGCCAUCAGGCAUUGGCGUACACUGAUGGGACCAACCAAGGUAUACAAGACCAAGUAUGAGGCACCAGAUACUCUCAGGGGGCUGUACGGUCUCACAGACACUCGCAACUCCACUCAUGGCUCAGAUGGAGAAGAGAAUGCAGUACAUGAAAUCAAGUUUUUCUUCCCUGAAUUUUCAUGUGACGAUUGGUACAAGCUUGAUGAAGAAAAGUUUCGUAGUGGAGAAUUUCAUUUGGAUGAAAGAAAUUUUGUCCAUAAAUUAUUAUGACAAAGUAAUAGCUAGGUGUCAUUUUUCUAUUGUGGCUUUGCAUCACAGCAAGAACUGAGACUUUUUUUUCUUUUUUUUUCUUCCAACACUGACAGACUUGCUGUUGUAUUCAUCAUGUACAGAGUUGUAAAUUUUACAAUGAUAGUACGUAUAAGAUAACCUGAUGUUAAAUGAUCCCAGACUGCCUUGUUGGAUUGAUGGGGACUUUCAUUGCCAUCAUCUGCUGAAUAUGUAUUUUUAACCAUAAAGUAGCUUUAAGUAUAAAGUUUAUUCACAAGACAGGACUACAAUGUAAGGCCUACAGGAAGUCAUAAGUCUAAUAUAAUUUUUGGCACACAUGUUUGGCUCGUCAUCUGGUUAUACAAUGCAGAGAUUUCCAAAUUACUAUCUGAUAUUUUCCAAGUGACAAAAUUGGUCCAUAUCUACGAAAAUACAUAUUAGAAGUUUUGAGAUGCCCUAUAGUACUAUAAUUAAAGUAUUAAGACAAAAUAUGUAGUAGGGACUAUACAACUGCAGUGAACAUAAUAACUGCAGUAGGUUUCAUUAUAGUGUGAUAUUUGUUAAUAAUGGGUUAAGGGUGAUCAGAGGCAUUCUAGUACUGGGGAACAGUUCUUUGUAAAUACAUCAAUAAAGCUAAAUAAAAUA
Portunus trituberculatus (swimming crab) is the source of this 1432-nucleotide messenger RNA. Its product is annotated as nucleoside diphosphate kinase 6-like. The transcript is spliced from 5 exons. Gene Ontology annotation, biological process: CTP biosynthetic process; UTP biosynthetic process; GTP biosynthetic process. The record is from RefSeq and is a predicted model, not a curated record. NCBI's taxonomy places the organism in Eukaryota, Metazoa, Arthropoda, Malacostraca, Decapoda, Portunidae. Gene Ontology annotation, molecular function: nucleoside diphosphate kinase activity. The coding region runs from base 269 to 787 and encodes 172 amino acids.